Messenger RNA from Daucus carota subsp. sativus, 562 nucleotides. RefSeq names its product cytochrome c oxidase subunit 5C. NCBI's taxonomy places the organism in Eukaryota, Viridiplantae, Streptophyta, Magnoliopsida, Apiales, Apiaceae. The transcript has 2 exons. The record is from RefSeq and is a predicted model, not a curated record. The coding region runs from base 160 to 351 and encodes 63 amino acids.
UGUAAAAAUAGCGAUUAUAUAUAAGAAAGUGGGACAAAACAAAGCAAGCUCCGAUUUUGACUAGCACAAUCAAUCCUCCUUUCUGUUUUUCAUUUGCGGUCGCGACGCUCACGGCUAGGGUUUGCUUUUCCUCUCCAAGGUUUCUUAUUGUGAAGUAAGAUGGCAGGUGGCAGGGUUGCUCACGCCACUUUGACAGGACCAAGUGUGGUGAAGGAGAUAGUUAUUGCAACUGUGCUUGGAAUGUGUGCAGGUGGUUUAUGGAAGAUGCAUCACUGGAAUGAGCAGAAGAAAACCAGAACUUUCUACGACCUGCUUGAGAAGGGCAAGAUCGGUGUGGUUGUUGAAGAAUGAACACCUGACAACUGCAUAUAUUGAUUGGAACAUUGCCUUGACCAAGUCAUUAGCAUAUUGUCAUUGAGAUUGAAAAAAUAAAUUUAUUGUAUGUUACUUGCGAGGUUUUCUUAAUAUUUGUGUGAUCUUGAAGACUUUGUACAAUGUUGCCAUUGUGAUACCAUACUACAUUAUCUUUGAUGAAAAUGAUAACCAGUUAUUUUACUAUUAA